UCUCUCUCUCUCUCUCUCUCUCUCAUGUCAACCUUCUCUCUCUUUUUGGUUGCUAUGCUCAUACAUGCCCAAUUCGCAUCCUCCACGCUAAUGCAAACAUCAGAAGGAACAAAAUGGAUCUUAGAGAAGAACUCAAGAAGGCAAUUGGGGACAGAUUCGCCAUCGUGUAGGACCGGAAACCCUAUCGACGACUGUUGGCGGUGCGACCCAGACUGGGAAACUAAUCGAAAAAUGCUAGCUGAUUGUGCCAUCGGGUUCGGACGCAAUGCCGUUGGCGGUCGAGACGGUGAAUUCUACAUCGUCACCGAUCCAGAGCACGACGACCCAGUCAACCCUCUUCCCGGAACCCUCCGUUAUGCCGUCAUCCAAGAUGAACCUUUGUGGAUCAUCUUUGACCAGGACAUGGUCAUUCAGCUAAAGGAAGAACUCAUGAUGAACUCCUAUAAGACCGUAGAUGGUAGAGGGCACACCAUAGAGAUAGCAAAUGGACCAUGCAUAACCAUAUCGGACGCAACUAACAUCAUCAUACAUGGGGUUUACAUACAUAAUUGUGUGCCUGCUGGGAACGCUAUGGUGAGAGACUCACCAAGGCAUUAUGGGCUGAGAGGCAUCUCAGAUGGGGAUGGGAUAUCCAUUUUUGGGGCAAGGGAUUUGUGGAUUGAUCACUGCACGCUAGCCAGAUGCUCCGAUGGGCUCAUCGAUGCCGUGUACGAAUCAACGGCCAUAACCAUCUCGAAUAACUACAUGUUUCAGCAUAAUGAAGUCAUGCUUUUGGGUCACAAGGAUGAUUUCUUAGCAGAUCAGAAGAUGCAAGUCACAAUUGCCUUCAACUACUUUGGGGAAGGCCUAGUUCAAAGAAUGCCCAGAUGCAGACUUGGGUAUUUCCAUAUUGUGAAUAAUGUGUACACUGGUUGGGAGAUGUAUGCAAUUGGAGGAAGUGCCAAUCCUACAAUUAACAGCCAAGGAAAUGUAUUCAUAGCAUCUGGGGACAAUUCCACAAAGGAGAUCGAAUUGAAGCAGGAUGCAGAAAGUUGGCAGACUAACCAAGUACCAUGGUUCUCUUGGUUCAGUCUACAAGAUAAUAAACCCAGUUGCCCAACUAUAUGGGAAUGCUAUCCGUCUACUAUUUCAACUGAAGCUAAAUAUGACCUGAAAAGUUCACAGUUAGCCGAAGAAAGAAACAUGUAUAUACGACACUGAAUCUCCACGUGUAAAUCCUAUCAAAUUGCGAAGGCUAAUCAGUAGUUAGAUCCAACCAAAGUGAUAGAUAAGUAGAUAACUUAAUUUGGCCUUAUGUUUUAAGCCAACAGUUAUAGACUAAGAUUACUACUUGUUCAGGUGACCAAAAGGGAAGGUCCACAGGGAUCUAGUGAA
Molecule: messenger RNA, 1374 nt
Organism: Rhododendron vialii
Lineage: Eukaryota; Viridiplantae; Streptophyta; Magnoliopsida; Ericales; Ericaceae
Product: probable pectate lyase 22
Exons: 4
Coding region: 25-1200 (391 amino acids)
Molecular function (GO): pectate lyase activity
Source: RefSeq, a predicted model, not a curated record